Molecule: messenger RNA, 2505 nt
Organism: Microdochium trichocladiopsis
Lineage: Eukaryota; Fungi; Ascomycota; Sordariomycetes; Xylariales; Microdochiaceae
Exons: 3
Coding region: 1-2505 (834 amino acids)
Biological process (GO): mRNA splicing, via spliceosome; generation of catalytic spliceosome for first transesterification step
Cellular component (GO): post-mRNA release spliceosomal complex; U2-type catalytic step 2 spliceosome; Prp19 complex
Molecular function (GO): protein binding
Source: RefSeq, a predicted model, not a curated record
AUGGCUCCCAACGGUGUGCUCAAUGGCGUCCAUGCUCGAGCUGGGAGGAAGCCGGAUCUUCACCUUGUUACUGACGAGGACGCCGUCUAUGAACAAGACAUAGUGCGAGAUCCCGGCAACACGAAACCAUGGCUUGCGUACAUCGAAUUCAAGUUGAAGCAUGGCACAGUCAUGGAACAGGCAUUCGUCAUGGAGCGGGCCUGCAUACAACUGCCGCGGUCCUACAAGCUCUGGAAAUUGUACUUGCAGUUUCGGACAAAGCAUGUCUCCAAGCUGAACGCCGCCGCCUUUGCCCCCGAGUACAAGAAAGUGAACUCGCUCUUCGAACGAGCUCUCAUCCUGCUCAACAAGAUGCCGCGGAUAUGGGAAAUGUACCUCAAGUUUCUCCUGUCGCAGCCAGUCGUCACGUUGACUAGGCGUACAUUCGAUCGGGCAUUACGGGCGCUCCCCAUUACGCAGCACAACCGGAUAUGGGCGCUCUACCGACCCUUUGCGAACUCGGCAGCUGGCGAGACCGCUGUGAAGAUCUGGAGGAGAUACAUGCAGGUCCACCCCGAGGAUGCCGAGGACUUCGUCGAGCUGCUGUCGCAUGUCGGGCUCUACACAGAAGCCGUCAAGAAGUACAUCGACAUUCUGAACAACCCGCGCUUCAACAGCAAACAGAGCAAAGGUCACUACGAACUGUGGAGCGAGAUGAUCGAUCUGAUAGUUGAGCAUGCGAAUGAGGUGGAAACAAGCUACGAGACAGGCAUCGACGUUGAGCGCAUCAUACGCAGCGGAAUCAGUAGAUUCGCCGACCAGCGGGGCAAGCUGUGGUGUGGUUUGGCCACGUACUGGGUCAGGCGCGGCAGUUUCGAGCGGGCAAGGGACGUAUUUGAGGAGGGCAUCACUACCGUCAUGACAGUCAGGGAUUUCACUCUCAUUUUCGACACGUAUGCGGAGUUUGAGGAGUCCAUCAUCGGCGCUCUGAUGGAGCUGGCCUCGGUACGCGCAGACGAAGGCAAGACUGACGAGGACGCCGACUUUGACCUUGACAUUCGCAUGAUGCGGUUCGAGCAGCUCAUGGAUCGUCGCCCUUUCUUGUUGAACGAUGUCCUCCUACGGCAGAAUCCCAACAACGUUAGCGAAUGGGAGAAGCGCGUUGCGCUAUGGGGCGACAACCAGCAAGAGGUCGUCCAGACAUACACGAACGCCAUCGCGGCCAUCCAGCCGAAGAAGGCCGUCGGACCUUUCCACCAACUGUGGGCCAGCUACGCCAAGUUCUACGAAAAGGGCGGAGACAUCAAGAAUGCCAGGAUCAUCAUGGAGAAGGCCGUCAAGGUGCCAUACAAGUCGGUUGCUGAGCUGGCCGACAUGUGGAUCGAGUGGGCUGAGAUGGAACUCCGCAACGAAAACUUUGACGAAGCUGUCAAGAUCAUGGCGAAGGCUGUGCAAGCCCCCAAGAGGUCUGCAGUGGACUAUUUUGAUGAGACUCUAUCACCUCAGCAGAGAGUUCACAAGAGCUGGAAGCUAUGGAGUUUCUAUGUCGACCUUGUGGAGAGUGUCAGCUCUCUGGAGGAGACCAAAAAGGUCUACGAGCGCAUCUUCGAGCUCCGCAUUGCGACGCCACAGACCGUUGUCAACUAUGCCAACCUUCUCGAGGAGAACGACUACUUUGAGGAGUCGUACAAGAUCUACGAGAGAGGCCUCGACCUCUUCAGCUACCCGGUUGCCUUCGAGCUUUGGAACUUGUACCUCACCAAGGCCGUCGACCGCAAGAUCGGCAUCGAGAGGUUACGAGACCUCUUUGAGCAGGCUGUCGAGGAGUGCCCACCCAAAUUCGCCAAGGUGCUAUAUCUCAUGUACGGAAAUCUCGAGGAGGAAAGAGGUCUUGCGAGACACGCCAUGCGGAUCUACGAGCGAGCCACGAGAGCCGUUUCCGACGAGGACCGUGCCGACAUGUUCAACUUCUACAUCACCAAAUCAGCAUCGAAUUUCGGCUUGCCAUCUACGAGACCAAUCUACGAGAGAGCCAUCGCGGCACUGCCCGACGAGGAGGCCCGCGACAUGUGUCUGAAGUUUGCCGACAUGGAGAAGCGCCUCGGCGAGAUCGACCGCGCGAGAGCCAUCUACGGGCACGCCUCGCAGUUCUGCGACCCGCGAACCAACCCUGCUUUCUGGACCAAGUGGGAGCAGUUUGAGGUGCAGCGCGGCAACGAGGACACGUACAAGGAGAUGCUUCGCAUCAAGCGCAGCGUGCAGGCACAGUACAACACGGACGUCAACUUCAUCGCAUCCCAAGCCAUCGCGCGCAGCCAGCAGCUGGCCAAGGGAGGAGCCGGUGACACGAAUGGCGACGCCGAGGUUGCUGACGCCAUGGAGCAGCUCGAGCGGCAGGCUAGGGCGCCGGCUGGGUUCGUGGCCGCGAGCACUGGUAUCGCUGGGACGAUUGCCAAGGAUGCGGGUGCUCCCGCUGUGACGGCGAAUCCAGACGCCAUUGACCUGGACGACAUGGAUGAGGAGUAG